GUACGCAUCCUAUUUUGCGGACAGGUAGGACAUCAACUGGACAUUUGCCCCCUCGAUUUAACGACCAUCCAUUUUUUCGGACCCUUAUAGUUGCUUAUAUCGAGAUUCGACUACCUCUAGGUUGUACCCUAAAAAUUUUUCCAAACGGAACUCUCCUUCCACGAUUUCAAGAGUCAAUUUCUGCUUCAUUUUCCCUCACUUUCUAAUAUGUAGGAUAAUCCAAAGAUUUUCCGCUUUCCAGAAUUUUCCCCCUCCUCUAAGCAAAUUCCCCUAUACUUCCCAACAACAAAAACCUCCUCCUACAUUGUAUUCUCAAUGAGAAGAACAAUAAAAAUUCAACCAGCCGACUAUCUACCAACCCUUUCUACACUAAAAAUUUGUGCCAGCGGCAGUCCUCCCUCCCCCUCUUUUUACAAAAUGUGCGUAAUGUAUUAUUUACUAUAUAUCUACAAACAGGCGCAAAUAAGAGGCACAAACAUUCAUCACACAGGCUUUGGCCACAGGCACAUUGACAAGCUUUAGAAAAAAAAAUUUUUUCAUUUUUCUUUUGUGCGGUUUUACAUUUUUCAUUGUGUGCCCUCUCCUAUACUUUGUUUGUAAAAUGCAAAUAUAAAUUUUUUAUUGAGGGAUAAAUUUAAAUAAAAAAUUAAAAGGGCGAUUUAAAGGAUAAAAACGGUCAAUUUUACUUUAAAAAUUUUUUUUGACCAUUUUGAACCCUUGAAAUUUAAAAAAUUUGUCAUUUCGACAUUUUUCAGCUUUAAAAAGUAAAAUACGUCCCUUUCCUUAAUUUAAAAUUUUUUUUACCAUUUUGGUCCUUUGACGUUUUGUGACAUUAUGUCAUUUGGCAUUUUGUCGUUUUUCCACAUUCCUCAAUUUUUUUCUUUGUGUGUGUCCGGGACUGUAAAUUAAUUUUUUUCUACAAAUCUUGACUCUCCAAAAUUAUUUAAUACUAAAAAUAAAAAUAUUGCCGGUCGAGAUAAAAAUCCUUUUAUAUUUUUCCUGGUUAUUUUCUUCGCAGAUUUUCCCCUUUCUUCUAUUUAUUUUUUAACCCUUUUACUAGCUAAUAUAUAUAUAUCCGGAUAUAUUCUUAAAAAAGAUAUCUACACGUAUUUAUCGUUUCGGAGAUUGUGUAGAAAAUUAAUUUUUAAGGAACAACAAAACAACAGUUUAUAGUCUUUGUAUUUAUAUUUAUAUAAUUUAUUUUUAUCUAAAAAAAUGUUUUUUAUGUAGUCAGAAUUAAUUUACUGGAAUUUAUUUUAUUUAUUCUGAAAAGUGUUUAUUUUAUUUCUGAUUUGUAUUUUUCUUGUAUUUUUUAUUUUAUUCUGAUUUUUAUUAAUUAAAAUUCUGAUUUGUAUUUUGUAUUUCUUCUGUUUAUUAAUAAUUCUGGUCUGUAUUUUCUUUGUGUUUUCCGUUUAUUCUGAUUAAUUAAUAAUUCUGAUUUGUAUUUUCUUUGUGUUUUUCUGAUUAUUUAAUAAUUCUGGUUUGUACUUUCUUUGUAUUUUCCGUUUAUUCUGAUUAUUUAAUAAUUCUGAUUUGUAUGUAUUUAUUCUGAUUGGAUACAAUCUCUUCUGUAUUUUCUUAUUUUUAUUCUGUUUUUUGUAUGUAUUUUUCAU
Molecule: messenger RNA, 1613 nt
Organism: Meloidogyne enterolobii
Lineage: Eukaryota; Metazoa; Nematoda; Chromadorea; Rhabditida; Meloidogynidae
Source: the annotation of a GenBank genome assembly